CGCGACAUUUGAGUCUGGAACAGCAAACUGAGCGGACGUUUGCUCGGCCGCGUCAUUGUAAUUUAACACGGAAAUUAACUCGAACUCGAUAUAAAAAAUUACAAUAAAGCAACAAUCAUAUAAAAUAUAAGCUAAUAAUAUUAGCUAUAAAAAGCGUUCAGCCAGAGAAACACAAUGAGAGCGAAUGAUAAUGACGAGAAUCUUUACCGGGAGCAGUUGCCGCAUGUGGGAUCCCUUAUCAGGGAGUGUGGACGAAAGUUGUGCCGUCCAUCGACAAUUACCAAUAAAUUUCCGAUCUUAACGUGGCUGCCACGUUAUCGCUCCUCGUAUCUGGUGCAGGAUUUCAUUGCCGGCUUCACAGUUGGACUCACAACGAUACCACAGGCGAUUGCCUACGGCGUUGUGGCUGGUUUGGAGCCACAAUAUGGACUGUACUCGGCGUUUAUGGGAGGCUUUAUGUACAUUCUUUUCGGUUCCUGCAAGGAUGUUACCAUUGCUACAACUGCGAUUAUGGCAUUGAUGGUCAACCAAUAUGCACAAUUGAGUCCGGAUUACGCGGUACUCGUCUGCUUUCUGGCGGGUUCCAUCAUCCUCUUGUUGGGAUUGCUCAACAUGGGAGUGCUGGUUCGAUUCAUAUCAAUACCGGUUAUAACUGGCUUCACUAUGGCUGCGGCCACAACAAUUGGCAGUGCCCAGAUAAACAAUCUUGUUGGCCUAAAGAGUCCCUCGAAUGAUUUGCUGCCCUCGUGGGAGUUCUUCUUUACGCAUCUGCCCUCGAUCAGGGUUUGGGAUGCCCUGCUUGGUGUUCUCUCCUUGGUUUUCCUGAUACUCAUGAAGCAAGUGACAAAAAUCAAAUGGGGCCAUAGGUUGUUCUGGAAAUACCUUUCGCUAUCUCGGAACGCCUUGGCCGUCAUCUUUGGCACAUUCCUCGCCUACAUUCUCAGUCGAGAUGGGAAUCAACCCUUCCGGGUUACGGGUAACAUAACCGCGGGCUUGCCACCCUUCCGAUUGCCGCCCUUUAGCACUACCGUGGAUGGGGAGUACGUAUCCUUUGGCGAUAUGGUAAGCACUAUGGGCACAUCCUUGGGUUCAAUACCAAUGAUUGCAAUACUGGAAAUUGUGGCCAUAUCCAAGGCGUUCUCUAAGGGUAAAAUUGUGGAUGCCUCACAGGAAAUGAUUGCAUUGGGAAUGUGCAACAUUAUGGGUAGUUUUGUGCUGUCGAUGCCGGUUACCGGUUCCUUUACCCGUACUGCAGUCAACAAUGCAAGUGGCGUCCGAUCUCCCCUGGGAGGAGCUGUGACUGGGGCCUUGGUACUGAUGGCCUUGGCCUUUCUCACCCAAACCUUUUACUUUAUACCAAAGGCGACGCUGGCGGCCUUGAUCAUAGCGGCAAUGAUAUCUUUAGUAGAGCCAGAGAGAAUAUCCGAGAUGUGGAAGUCAAAGAAACGGGAUCUCUUUCCGUUUCUGGUCACAAUUCUAACAUGCCUCUUUUGGAGCCUGGAGUACGGUAUACUCUGUGGUAUUGCCGCCAAUCUAGUCUAUAUACUAUAUAGUAGUGCUCGUCCGCAGGUUCAUAUAACGCUUGAGAAGAUCAACGGUUAUGAAAUUGCUCUGGUGGAUGUUAAACAGAAAUUGGACUACGCCUCCGCCGAGUUCCUAAAGGAGAAGGUUGUCCACUUUCUUAACCGACUCGACUCCAAGAUUCAUCUAGCGGUAAUCAAAGGACAGGAAAUUAAUUCCAUUGAUUAUACAGUUGCUAUGAACAUAAUUUCACUCCAAGGAGAUCUCAAGACUAUUAACUGUGAUCUGAUUUGCUGGAACUGGAAUAUCAGUUCCGCUGGCGUCGUCUGCCGUUUAAAGAAUGAGAUGCGUCCGAUCUUCAAGUUUGAUUAUGGUCUCGAGGAGUUGGUGAUUUCACACUUCGAAAGUCCAUCCAAUACGGCAUCGACAGUGACAAUGGAGACCGCACAAGAGGAUGCUGAAACUCCUUCCUAGGCUCUACAUAGUUCCCAUAAAAUUUAUAAUUCUACAGUAUUCAUAAAUAAAGCAGGCUGUACUUACUUUAACGUA
Messenger RNA from Drosophila innubila, 2070 nucleotides. RefSeq names its product sodium-independent sulfate anion transporter. Lineage: Eukaryota; Metazoa; Arthropoda; Insecta; Diptera; Drosophilidae. Gene Ontology annotation, biological process: transmembrane transport. Gene Ontology annotation, molecular function: sulfate transmembrane transporter activity. Gene Ontology annotation, cellular component: membrane. Bases 175 to 1995 code for a protein of 606 amino acids. The transcript is spliced from 9 exons. The record is from RefSeq and is a predicted model, not a curated record.